UUGCAGGAGGUGUGAUUGUUGCGUUUAUUUACGAAAUAGUAACCAAAACACGUGCAGAUAAGCAUUCGCUUUACAUUUUGCCCGUGUUCAUUUGUAUUGGCUGCGUGAAGUAAAGGCAAAAUUAGCAACUAAACAAAAGUGAAUUAAAAUGCCGGUGGUAGAUACAAAUGCUUUGGUUAAACUCCAGAAGGAUAUCGAACGAGUGCGCAAUAUUUGCAUUUUGGCACAUGUAGAUCAUGGCAAGACAACACUUGCGGAUUCAUUGGUAGCUAGUAAUGGCUUAAUUUCACAACGUUUGGCAGGUAGGCUGCGUUACCUGGACACGCGUCAAGAUGAACAGGAACGCGGUAUUACUAUGAAGAGUAGCAGCAUAUCGCUGUACUACCGUGGCGGUGCGGACCAUCCUGACAAUGAGAAAGAUUAUCUUGUUAAUCUGAUUGAUUCGCCGGGACAUGUUGACUUUUCCAGUGAAGUAUCCACGGCUGUGCGAUUAUGCGACGGCGCCAUUGUAGUGGUCGAUGUAGUUGAAGGUGUCUGUCCACAAACACGCGCAUGCCUAGAACAAGUUUAUAUGGAGCAACUAAAGCCAGUUUUAGUUUUAAACAAAAUCGAUCGCCUCAUAAUGGAAAUGAAACUAAUGCCAAUUGAUGCUUACUUUCAUAUAUCAAAAAUUUUGGAGCAAGUAAAUGCUGUACUUGGUAGCAUAUUUGCCUCCGAUGUGUUGUCGAAAGAAGACAUAACAAAAAAGAAUAACUAUGAAUCGGCAUUGGAAGAGGCCGAUGAUUCAAAUUUAUACCUCUCCCCAGCUGCCGGUAAUGUUAUAUUUUGCUCUGCCUAUGAUGGUUGGGCAUUCUCGGUGUGCGAUUUUGCUAAAAUUUACGCCCAGCGUUUAGAAAUGUCGCAAUCGGACCUUGAACAAGUACUCUGGGGUGACUUUUUCUAUAACGGCAAAAAGAAAUGUGCAGUAGCUGGUGCUCAAGAAAAGGCCAAGAAACCAAUGUUUGUUCAAUUUGUAUUAGACAACAUAUGGACUCUUUAUGAUAUCAUAGCAGUGCGUAAAGACAAGGAAAAACUACCGGAAAUUGCCGAGAAAUUAGGCAUAAAACUGCAGGCGCGGGAUUUACGAAUAAUCGAUCCGAAAGCUCAAAUAAAAACUGUACUUGGUCAGUGGUUGCCCAUCGAUCGCACUGUGUUAGAAAUGGUGGUGCGUCAUGUGCCGCCACCAAAUGUCAUCUCCGAUGAACGUGCAGAACGGUUGCUAUUUCCACGCAAUGUGGAGAUGAAUACCUAUCCCAAAGAAACUCUAUUGCUGAAGGAAGACUUCAAACUAUGCAACGACGAGAGCCCAAAUAUCAUUGUUUUUGUCUCUAAGAUGACGCCUGUACACGUUUCACAACUGCCGCAGAACAAGCCCAAGCGUUUGAAUGAAGAAGAGUUGCAAGCGCGUCGGGAAGAAGUUCGUCGGCGUAUUGGAGAACGCAAGCAGAUUGAUGCAGCUGCCACGGUGGAAAAUCUAAUAAGCGGUGUAGAGAAGCUGAAUGUAGAAGAAACAGCGCAAAUAGAGGUUCAACCAGAUGAAGAUAAGGAUGAUUAUGUUUUUGUUGCCUUUGCGCGCGUCUUUAGUGGUACUCUGAAGCCGGGAAUGCGUUUGUAUAAUUUGGCACCUAAACAUGACCCCAGAAAUAAAAAUCAGCUGAAUUUGGAUUCGCCUUACAUAAGCGAAGUGACGAUUAGUGAUCUGUACUUGUUUAUGGGUGGUGAGUUACAGACACUUGACGAAGUACCCGCUGGUAAUAUUGUGGGAAUUGGCGGUUUGGAUAAGGAUAUCGUAAAGACAGCAACAUUAAGCAGCACUAUCGAUUGUACGUCAUUUAGUGAGUUGAAUGUGAUGGCUACUCCUAUAUUGCGUGUCGCCAUUGAGCCAGUUAAUCCACAAGAUUUGCCCAAACUUGUGAAGGGUCUAAAAUUAUUGAAUCAGGCUGAUGCAUGUGUUCAAGUAUCUGUAGCGCCCACCGGCGAACAUGUCAUCACUACACUAGGUGAGGUGCACGUAGAGAAAUGUGUACGUGAUUUAGAGGAAAGCUAUGCAAAAAUAAAAGUUAAUGUGUCUGAGCCUAUCGUGUCUUUCCGCGAGACAAUAGUGCCUGAAGCCACCGUGGACAUGGUAAAUGAGGUUAUUGUGAAAUCAGCUACAGCCAAAGACGUUAGUAAAAAGAUUAUCACACUCCAAACGGCCAAUAAGUUAAGCACAUUAAGAAUUAUAGCACUGCCACUGCCGCAAAGCACUAUUGAUUUGCUAGAAAAAUACAUUAACCUAUUUAAGGAAUUAGCGGCAAAUGUAAAAGGUGUGACAAUAUCCGAGAAGUAUGUGUCGCUUAUAACGCAAAUAAAAGAGCAACUAGCCACCACCUUAAGUGAGUUCGAUUUAAAAGGCUUAUCGACCCUUACACCAGCGAAGUUAAUCGAUCGAAUCUGGGCGCUCGGUCCGCGCAAUUGUGGCACUAAUAUGCUUUUGAAUUUGAGCGACUACGAGCAUCCGAAUUUCUGGCAGUCACUGACCCACCAAAUCGAUAUAGAGGCUACAACAAAAGCAGCGACUGAUAUACGUCGAGAUAAUAAUAGUUCAUUUGUUAAUGGCUUUCAAUUGGCGACCGCUGCAGGACCACUCUGUGAAGAGCCCAUGCAGGGCGUCGCCUUUGUUGUGCUAGAAUGGUCAUUAGAUGCGGCUGAAGAUCUGAAUUCCAAGUCUUAUGGCCCAUUUUCUGGACAAGUUUUAACUGCAUCAAAGGAGUCGUGUCGCCUGGCAUUCCAGGCCCAACCGCAACGUCUUGUCAGUCCCAUGUAUAGCUGUAACAUUGUGGUGAAUGCUGAGGUUUUAGGUGAGUUCAAAACUGCAUUUUUAUAA
This is a messenger RNA of Anastrepha obliqua, 2905 nucleotides long. RefSeq names its product elongation factor-like GTPase 1. Gene Ontology annotation, molecular function: GTPase activity; ribosome binding; GTP binding. Gene Ontology annotation, cellular component: cytosol; ribonucleoprotein complex. NCBI's taxonomy places the organism in Eukaryota, Metazoa, Arthropoda, Insecta, Diptera, Tephritidae. Gene Ontology annotation, biological process: cytosolic ribosome assembly. The transcript has 7 exons. The coding region runs from base 149 to 2905 and encodes 918 amino acids. The record is from RefSeq and is a predicted model, not a curated record.